CCUUACGAAAGAGGGAAAGAAAGAAAGAGGGAGAGGGAAAAAAUGGCAUCGGCAAGCAGAUCAGCGUUAAUGUCUGGUUUGCGAACAAUCGCAUCUCAAACCACCGUAAUAUCAAGAACCCUAGCCCAAAAACAUGUACCCAUUUCUCCAUUUUCUUCAUCUACAAGAACACUCCCUCGUGCAGCUUCAAGGAUUGUUGGGGCAUUGGGAAUGGUUGAAUCCAUGAUGCCUCUUCACAGCGCAAUUGCAUCUGCUCGUCUCAAAUCGAGCCUUGCAGUUGAUUCCGCCUGCUGGAGCUGGCUUUCACAAGGUCUUGGAACAUCAUUGUGAUAAGAUUUGCAAGAUUGAUACAAGAAUGAGCUUUAGGAAAUUUUAAUCAAUUUUGGACCUUGCAAAUUGUACCAAAUAUGUUAUAAGUGGUACUUAAAACUUUUUUGUAUUUUAAUUACAAGAUUUGUUCAUUGUCCUUGUCCUUCUAUGCUCAUUCUUCUCAAUAAAUUUUGUAAAGAUAGUUUAUUGGUG
This is a messenger RNA of Lactuca sativa (garden lettuce), 522 nucleotides long. RefSeq lists its product as uncharacterized. NCBI's taxonomy places the organism in Eukaryota, Viridiplantae, Streptophyta, Magnoliopsida, Asterales, Asteraceae. The record is from RefSeq and is a predicted model, not a curated record.